AUGGGAUUCUUACGCGAUUCCGCGGAACGCUACAAAGUGUUAAGAGAACAAGUAACACUUGCUGAGACCGAGGUCAAUGACCAGCUCACCGCGUUCGAGCGAGAAAUGCGAGAGUUGGCCCAGCAGGGCACGGACCCCACCAUAGGUCCCGAGAAUAACGUCGAGGACAUUAUUGACGCCACCCAAGUGGAGGCGCAACUGGCUGCACCUCCUAGUCCGUCACCGAGUGAGGUGCUUCGCCAGCAAAUGGAGGCUGAUCGCCUCGAACGGCUCCGGAGAGCGGGAUUGGGAGACACUGGACCAGUAGCAGGUCCGUCUCGACUACUACCCUCUUCGCCGUUAGCGGCUCCGGCACCCAUUCGAGCCGCACCCCCACGACGAAGCGUGGCUUUCGGGGCCUUUGAGCCCUCGAAUAUCACUGCGCCGCCAGGCUGGGACCAUUACGAGUCCGCGUCGCAAGCUCCUCGGGGUGACCGAAUCCCGGUCACUUCGACGGCGCCUCCGCACCAGUUUGUGCUCCAACCCAGGAGGUCCUUAGCUCCAGGAGCUUCCGCGCAUCCCAGACUUAGUACUGUCCCCGAGCACGAGCUCGAUGGAUCAAAUGAGCUCGCAUACACGAUGGGCAUGAUCGACCAAAUGGUCGGGGAGGAACCGACCUCCAGUCCGCCGGCAUACCUGAAGGUCACUAAGAUGACCCUCCCGAAGCCGUAUUUGGGCAAGGACGAUCUCGACGCUUUCGAGAUGUGGCUCCACAACCUCCUCGAGUUCUUCCGUACCCUACGGAUAACCGGUCCAUCCAUGGACCCAGACCGACUGCGGAUACUAGGGGACUGUUUGUCCGAUGAAGCCGCAGUAUGGAUGUACAACACAGUACAAUCCCCCUCCCGGGAACGGCGAGACUGGCUGUUUGAAGAGGCUGUAAUUGGCCUCUUCCGGCGAUUCAUACACUGUGACACGCACCUGCAAGCGGCGUACAAUUACAACAACCUUUGCUUCGAAGCGAACAAGGGCGGCGUUGCAGCUCUGUAUGAACGACUGCUCUCCAUAACGGAGAAAAUGUGGGAGAAACCCACUCAGUUCCAAUUACGGAACAAGUUCCUCAACAUGCUGCCGAUGAGUUAUGUUCAUACACUCACUGUAGUUAACGGCCUCUCCGUUAAAUAUAAUAGUUUGGCCGCGCUAUACCAGGCGGUGCUCGAGCUCGAGCAAAGUUCGCGUGAACUUCAUCAACGCCGUCGCCCACGCGACAACGCAACUAGCGUUAACCCUGUCGUGGCCCCUACCGAUCACCGUGUUGCGAAAGCGGCCCCCAGCGGACAGAGGAAGUCCGUCCACACGGACCCCGCGCCUCGGACAACGUCGUCCAACGUUCGACGAGCCGCCCCUGUUCGUACAGGUGCUCCUCGGCCGGAUCGACCGCGUCCCACCACUGGCCAACCGCUUAGGCCUGCCGCGAAGCCGGCCGCCAAUAAAGCGGCCUCUCAAUGUUUCUCCUGUGGCCAAGUAGGCCACUUUGCCUCGGAUCCCACCUGCCCAAAUCACGGCAAGAAGCCGGGACAGGGCCAGCGCAUGUUCGCGCAACGCGUCUUGGAUGAUAUGUCGGAUGGCGAGCACGCAACUACGCCCAACGACAAUGCUCAGGUCACUAGCGACCACGAAGCGUUGGUAGAGGUGCCCGGACCGGACCAAGAGGUCCAAGAAGGGACAGAAGUAGUCCAGGACCUGCCACAGUCCGACUAUGAGUUUGUGGGCUCGCAGUAUGAGUCCGAGGACGAAGUAGCCCAGCCCGAGUGGGAGGACUUCCAGCUGCUGUUGUAA
Trametes versicolor FP-101664 SS1 is the source of this 1818-nucleotide messenger RNA. RefSeq lists its product as uncharacterized. The record is from RefSeq and is a predicted model, not a curated record. Gene Ontology annotation, molecular function: zinc ion binding; nucleic acid binding. The coding region runs from base 1 to 1818 and encodes 605 amino acids. Lineage: Eukaryota; Fungi; Basidiomycota; Agaricomycetes; Polyporales; Polyporaceae. The transcript has a single exon.